This is a messenger RNA of Dermacentor andersoni, 1073 nucleotides long. RefSeq lists its product as uncharacterized. The record is from RefSeq and is a predicted model, not a curated record. NCBI's taxonomy places the organism in Eukaryota, Metazoa, Arthropoda, Arachnida, Ixodida, Ixodidae.
AUUGCGAAGUAAGCAGCUUGCUUCACUCCCUCCCGGCACUAUAAGGGUAGUCUUCCGACCAAGAGGAGGCCUCGCUUUGAACGGAGCCAUGGCGCAGCCACUCAUGAAAGCUCUGCGAGUCACCGCCGCUGACCGGGACCUAGGAGAGUUUCACCUCCGGAUUCACCCGACGAAUAACACCUUCACGGUCGCUACACCUCACGAGUCAACGGCCCUUCACCUCGUCCAACUCAAGGAAGUGGUCCUUCAAGAAACCAGUUACCCCGUCGCCGCCUACAUCGCACCGCCGCCCGCUGCUGCGCGCGGAGUCAUCUCGCAAGUCUACUGGGCGGAAACACCGGAAGAGAUGCUACAAGACCUCCAGAAUCGCAACCCGGAAGCUGAUAUCAUCGCAGCCCGCAAAGUGGGUAGGACCCUUUCCAUAUUGAUCACAUUUGCGCAUGGCCCAGUGCCUCACACCAUACGCUACAUGAGUGUAGUGCAUAGAUGCACGCCGUACAAGGGAAGUCCAGACGCGUGCACAAACUGUCGUCGACCGGGCCACAGAUACGACGUGUGCCCCCACCCCAAGAGUGGUCUCUGCCCGCGGUGCGGGGACAAGCAUGAGCCGCAAGAUGUUACCUCCUGCAUCCCGAUCUGCAUUCUCUGUGGAAGGCAGCACCUCACGGGCACCGGCUCGUGCAAGGCAAGAAAUGCCGCCACCAAACGACUUAGCCCACCGCCCCAGAGGACAAAGUUCCCUACCAAGAAGGACUUUCCCCCGCUUAGCACGACCCUCCCGUCUACCUCUACAUGGGUUUCCAAGGUUGCCAAGACGAACAUCAUGACCUCCCAGGACUCGGACGUGAAGGCUCUGCGGGAUGAGGGACAGCCCGCCAUCUCAAGCUGGGAGGACUGGGAGGUCCUGCUCUCGUCUACGGACCCGACAUCGCAGCUUACUGCGGUGGCUCGGGCUGCCGACGUCAUGAACAAAAGGAGUAUGAACGUCUCGACGUAGUGCGGGACCGUGCGGUGGUCCAGGGACCCAGAGGAGUCCAAACUCACUUGCUAUGAAUAAAGUUUUUCUGUCUGUC